Drosophila kikkawai is the source of this 1907-nucleotide messenger RNA. Lineage: Eukaryota; Metazoa; Arthropoda; Insecta; Diptera; Drosophilidae. The record is from RefSeq and is a predicted model, not a curated record.
AGACACCCUCAAAAAAAAAAAAAAAAAACAACAACACAAAAAUCAAAAACAACAAGCCGAAACCAGACGUAUAGAAGGAAGGAAGACCGCAGCAGAAACAACAACAUCUACACAGAAAAAAUUCUGACAACGACAGCAGCAGCAACAACAGCAGCAGCGAUUACAAAUAAAUCUGCAACAACAGCGACAGCGGCAGCGACGACAGCAGCGACGACCGAGGACAAGGCAGCUAAGUCUAAUUACAAAAAAUUUUUUUAUAAUAUAUACACAGUUACAUAUAAGUAUAUAUAAAAAGUUAAAGAAUUAGGAGAAACCCUGUUAAAGAAAAUAAUAAUAAUAAUAAUUAGAUAUAUUUUUCUUGUCCGCAAAAAAAAAAAAACACAAUGUUGUCCGCUGAGUCCAUAGCUUUAAUUAAAAAGCAGGUAGAGAUAACAGAAAGGAGUAGAGAAUUGGUAAAAUUACCCAGCUUUAGUGUAGAAUCAAUACGAGAGUAUGAAAAGCUAAAAAGUGAAUGCGUUUCAAAUCACUCGUCACUGCUGCGGAUUGGAGUAGUCGAUCACGACUACUUCAAAAACAAGCAUUUUGACGAGAUGAUGUCAGGUUUCAAGACAAUAAAAGAAAAAAUUGAGGAAGUGUUUAAAAAGGCAGAAGAGGAGGCAGAGAAAAAAACAGAACAAAAAAAGAUAGAUCUAGCACUAGAGCAACUAGAGAGUUAUUUACAAGAUACUCUUCUUGCAAUUCAGGAGGAUAAAGUAAAAACGUUUGACAUUAGGAUCAAAAAAAUUAAUUUUUAUUGGGAUAGACUGAUUAAUUUAAAAGAAGUCACCCAUGUUGAUGUCACUGAUAGGGCAUAUGAUUCAAGAUUCGACGAAAUCGAAUUCGACAUCGCAAUAUUAAUAAGCGAUAUGAAAAAGAAAACCCAGGAAGUUGUGCCAAUAAAGGUAGAUGUGGCAAAUCUCAAAAUUGAUGAUUUGCCAACAUUACCAAAAAUACAGGUCCCAGCGUUUUUUGGAGAUUCCAAAGAUUGGGACCUAUUUUAUGAGCUCUUCACUGAGCUCAUUCAUUUAAGGGAGGAUUUAAGUCCGACCUUAAAAUUUAAUUAUCUCAAGAUCUCGGUAAAAGGAGAAGCCAGAAACGUGGUUUCUCACUUAUUACUGGGGUCUGGGGAAAAUUAUGAAGCCGCUUGGGAAUUAUUGACCAAGCGGUAUGAAAAUAAACGGAAAAUAUUUUCCGAACAGCUUAAUCGCCUCCUUGAGCUUGAGAAUGUGAAUCUCGACUCAACAAGGCAAUUAAGGAUGUUUAUUAGAGCGGAACCUUUGUUAACUUUUUAGUUUAUAACUAUUAGUUAGCAUUAAAUAAAUAAAUAAAUAAAGGAUGUUUAUUGACACUAUAAAUGAGUCAAUUCACAUGAUAAAAUUAAAGGCACAAGUUUCCGAUGAGGUUGAUUUAAUCUUUGCACAAAUAAUUUUAAAGAAAUUUAAUAAAGAGGCUCUGCAGCUUUAUGAGAGCCAUACAAAGAAACCAAAGGAAAUUCAAUUAUUAUCCGAUGUAAUUGAAUUCUUAGAGCAGCGAUUAAGUUCGAUAAGCUCUGUUCAGGAUGAAAAUCCUGUUAAAAUAAAUAAUGCUAUAAAAAAAAUUUUCACUAGCAAUUGUCCCAUUUGCAAAGGUUUGGGACACACAGUGGCACAGUGCCAAACAUUUAGAGCAUUAAAUCCAUCAGAAAGGAUGAAAAAAAUUAAAAAGGCAAAAUUAUGCUUUAAAUGUCUUAAUCACGGACAUCAUAUAAAAUGUCUAAGCAAUAUAACGUGUUCGGUGUGCAGGGGAUAUCACCAUAGCAUGCUGCAUCUAUCACAAUAUAAAACAAGAAAGGAAGCUAACUUCGGCACGCCGAAGUUUGUAUACCCUUG